AUGCCCACUUCCCCCGCAACUAGUCCACUUCCUCCACCUGUGUUCAUGCCUCAACUCUCCAGCACGUCGCCAGCCCCAACUCCAACUCCUACACCAAUGCCUCCUUCGAAAGGGAACUCGGCUUCGCAGCCAGCUAAAGAUGAUAGGUCCAUUGAAACUACCAAAUUUUCUCUACCCAAGUUACGUCUCGAGAUACGGGACCUCAAUCAUGCAGGAUCGCAGACUUUCUUGACCGCCGUUCUAGCCAACGAAGCUCUCAAAACCGCAGUUCGAAGCGUUCUCACCUUACUUUAUGAAUCUCCCCAUUGUCGCACCACUACUAUUCCGACAACUCGAUCGGUGACCCUCAUCCUUCGUUCCAUGGAAGGUGUAGCAUAUACAACGGGUACCGACCUCGACGAUGACCACAAAGAAAUACAUUUCUCUCUAGAUUACAUACACCAUGCUAUUGCAUCGGAGCGAAAGAAGCAUGAAAUAAUGGGCGUGUUGACUCACGAAAUGGUGCAUUGCUAUCAAUAUAAUGGAUUCAAUACUUGCCCCGGUGGCUUGAUUGAAGGAAUUGCAGAUUGGGUUCGGCUGAACGCUGAUUUAAGUCCACCUCAUUGGAAGAAAGAAGCGAGUGGGAAAUGGGAUGCAGGCUACCAACACACAGGAUACUUUCUUGAUUAUCUAGAAAAGAGAUUCGGUAAAGGCACAGUAAGGAGGGUCAAUGAAAAGCUGAGGAUUGAACGAUACGAAGAGAAACGCUUUUGGACUGAGCUUUGUGGAAGACCGGUAGAGCAGCUCUGGAAAGAUUAUUCGAAACAUCUUGAAGCAGAGCAGAGAAGAGCCGAAGAAGAAGAGUGUGUAAUUGUUGAAAAGGAGGAUGCUAUCACACCUAAAAAGUCCGAAUCUGGAGGGGAUGAACCAACACCUACCACAGCAACGGAGGAGACGGAAGAUGACUCCAUGAAAUCUGUGAACCCCGAAUAA
This is a messenger RNA of Sclerotinia sclerotiorum 1980 UF-70, 972 nucleotides long. RefSeq lists its product as hypothetical. Bases 1 to 972 code for a protein of 323 amino acids. The record is from RefSeq and is a predicted model, not a curated record. Lineage: Eukaryota; Fungi; Ascomycota; Leotiomycetes; Helotiales; Sclerotiniaceae. The transcript has a single exon.